UGGCAGCGACUGCAGCGACGGAGCCGGCGCUUCCUUGGGCAUUGGGGUCUGUUCCCCCUUCUCCCGUCCCUGACCCGUCCAGGCGCUUACAGGCGCCGUCCCCUAGUACCCGAGCUGCCCCUCUCGGGGUCUCCGCUGCCCUGCGUCCGGCCUAGUAGGUUCCCAGUCUUGCUCCCCGUGGGCGUUUGGGCGUCCCUCCCCGCCCCGCACCUCUGCCUCGGUGCGGCACUGGUGCCGUCUCUGCCCUUCCCUAUUUCAGCCACCACCUCCGUGCUGCCUGUCCCGACCCCAGUCGGGAGACGCCAAGCUGCCCCCUCCGCCCCCUUCCUUUGCAGCCCCGCGGCAUAGCCCAUUUAUUUCUGUUUGGACAUCACAAACAGCCGCAAAAGUUCUAGGGCCUUCCUCCUAGGGUCAGCCUGGGCUUCUGAUCGCUGAAGGAUAGCGCAGGACAGGCCGAGCCUUACGCACUUGUUCUGUGGAAUUCCUGCGCCAUCCCUUGUGGCCGCGUGUGCUUUGCGGGUGGGUUUGCUUGGUUCUGGGGACCCGGGGGGGAGGGGAGCCCAGACCCCAGGUCGCUGGCUCGCGCACACCGGACUGUCAUUUGCCUGUCGUCCCUCACUGCCCCCACCAAGGUGGGCUGCGCAGCCGCUCAGCGGAUGUCUUGCAAAAUGGCUGCAUCAGCCAUAGCUGCUCUGAGAAGCCAUCGCCGCUGAGUCACCGUCUCUGUCACCCCCACCCCCCACCUGUGGGUGGGCAGAGCUGUAUGCAUCGUGCCAGCGGCUCCUCACUGCUGCUGGCUGGCACCAUGCUGUCCUCCUGACCAUCCUGAGAGCCGAGCGCAGUGAGUGGGUGGCUGGACCAGGGGCUUCCUUCAACUGAGGCCCAGGCAGGCAGGCUCCUCUGGACAGGAGCUAUUCUUUCGGUGGAUCAUAUGCUUUUCCCUAAACCCUUGUCUAUCCUCCGGUCAUAGACCCAAUCUCCGGUUGUGUGCAGUUCUUCUUGCACUGGAUUCAGCAGCACCCAGUCUUGCUUCCUCCCUUCUCUGGCCGUGUGGGUGACGUCACUGUCGUAUUUAUUGCUGUUGGGGCUAAGGGUCUUGCGGAGACCGGGAGCUCCAUCUCCCUGGCAUGCUGGGCCCAGCUGGCUCUGGUGUGGCCCUCAGGAACCCCAGGUUCCCUGGGUAAAACUGCAUGCUGUCUGUUGACCUAGUAUCCAUCUGCCUGCUCUUCCUUGAGGCUCUGCCCCCCAGGGCACCCGAAGGGCAGGUCCCCCCACCAUGCGGCUGAGCUCGUUGCUGGCUCUGCUGCGUCCAGCCCUGCCCCUUAUCCUGGGGCUCUCCUUGGGCUGCAGCCUGAGCCUCUUGCGCGUCUCCUGGAUCCAGGGUGAGGGAGAGGAUCCCUGUUUAGAGGCUGUGGGGGAGCCAGCGGGGCCACAGAAUCGAGACUCAAGGACUUGGCUGGACCAAAACGAUGAGGACUUCAAACCCCGCAUUAUCCCCUACUCCAGGGAUCCCAGCAAACCCUACAAGAAGGUGCUCAGGACUCGGUACAUCCAGACCGAGCUGGGCUCUCGAGAGCGGUUGCUGGUGGCUGUCCUCACUUCCCGGGCCACACUGUCCACGCUGGCUGUAGCUGUGAACCGCACAGUGGCUCACCACUUCCCUCGGUUACUCUACUUCACUGGACAGCGAGGGGCCCGGGCUCCACCUGGAAUGCAGGUCGUCUCUCAUGGGGACGAGCGGCCAGCCUGGCUCAUGUCAGAGACCCUGCGCCACCUUCACACACACUUUGGGGCCGACUACGAUUGGUUCUUCAUCAUGCAGGAUGACACGUAUGUGCAGGCACCCCGCCUGGCAGCCCUGGCCGGCCACCUCAGCAUCAAUCAAGACCUGUACUUGGGCCGGGCCGAGGAGUUCAUUGGUGCAGGAGAGCAGGCCCGGUACUGCCAUGGGGGUUUCGGUUACCUGCUGUCCCGGAGCCUGCUGCUGCGCUUGCGGCCACAUCUGGAUGGCUGUCGGGGGGACAUCCUCAGUGCUCGCCCGGACGAGUGGCUCGGCCGCUGUCUCAUCGACUCGCUGGGUGUCGGCUGUGUCUCGCAGCACCAGGGACAGCAGUAUCACUCAUUCGAACUGGCCAAAAACAGGGACCCCGAGAAGGAGGGGAGUCCAGCCUUCCUGAGCGCCUUCGCUGUGCACCCCGUUUCCGACGGGACCCUCAUGUACCGGCUCCACAAACGCUUCAGUGCCUUGGAGUUGGAGCGGGCCUACAGUGAAAUCGAACAACUGCAGGCUCAGAUCCGGAACCUGACAGCACUGACGCCCGAGGGAGAGGCAGGCCUCAGCUGGCCUGUUGGGCUCCCCGCCCCCUUUGUACCUCACUCCCGCUUCGAGGUACUGGGCUGGGACUACUUCACGGAGCAGCACUCCUUCUCCUGUGUAGACGGGGCUCCCAAGUGCCCGCUGCAGGGUGCUAGCGGGGCAGACGUGGGUGAUGCUGUGGACACCGCCCUGGAACAGCUCAACCGGCGCUAUCAGCCCCGCCUGCGCUUCCACAAGCAGCGGCUGCUCAAUGGCUACCGGCGCUUUGAUCCUGCACGCGGCAUGGAGUACACCCUGGACUUGCUGUUGGAAGCUGUGACUCAGCGUGGGCAUCGACGGGCCCUGGCCCGCAGGGUCAGUCUGCUGCGGCCGCUGAGCCGGGUGGAGAUCCUGCCCAUGCCCUAUGUCACAGAGGCCACCCGGGUGCAGCUGGUGCUGCCUCUCCUGGUGGCCGAAGCCGCUGCAGCCCCAGCCUUCCUGGAAGCCUUCGCAGCCAAUGUCCUGGAGCCACGGGAGCACGCACUGCUCACACUGCUGCUGGUCUACGGGCCCCGGGAAGGUGGCCGCGGGGCCCCGGACCCAUUCCUGGGGGUGAAAGCCACUGCGGCGGAGUUGGAGCGAAGGUUUCCUGGGACGAGGCUGGCCUGGCUUGCUGUGCGAGCAGAGGCGCCCUCCCAGGUCCGCCUCAUGGAUGUGGUCUCCAAGAAGCACCCCGUGGACACUCUCUUCUUCCUCACCACCGUGUGGACGAGGCCUGGACCAGAAGUCCUGAACCGCUGCCGCAUGAACGCCAUCUCUGGCUGGCAGGCCUUCUUCCCAGUCCACUUCCAGGAGUUCAACCCUGCCCUGUCCCCACAGAGGUCCCCCCCAGGACCCCCAGGGGCUGGCCCUGAUCCCCCAUCCCCACCUGGUGCGGACCCUUCACGGGGGGCUCCCGUUGGGGGCAGGUUUGACCGGCAAGCAUCUGCGGAGGGCUGCUUCUACAACGCUGACUACCUGGCUGCCCGCGCCCGGCUGGCCGGCGAGCUGGCAGGCCAGGAAGAGGAGGAAGCCCUGGAGGGGCUGGAGGUGAUGGAUGUGUUCCUCCGGUUCUCAGGGCUCCACCUCUUCCGGGCCGUAGAGCCAGGGCUGGUGCAGAAGUUCUCCGUGCGGGACUGCAGCCCUCGGCUCAGCGAGGAGCUCUACCACCGCUGUCGCCUCAGCAACCUGGAAGGGCUGGGGGGCCGUGCCCAGCUGGCCAUGGCUCUGUUUGAGCAGGAACAGGCCAACAGCACAUAGAGCCUUGGACUGGCACGGGAUGAGCCAGCCAGUGCACAGACGGAGGGUUCAUCACUGUAUUUUUUAAAAUAAGAGAAUGUUAUUAAAAGUGUCUUCUACCAA
Molecule: messenger RNA, 3697 nt
Organism: Ochotona curzoniae (black-lipped pika)
Lineage: Eukaryota; Metazoa; Chordata; Mammalia; Lagomorpha; Ochotonidae
Gene: CHPF2
Product: chondroitin polymerizing factor 2
Exons: 4
Coding region: 1277-3595 (772 amino acids)
Cellular component (GO): Golgi cisterna membrane
Molecular function (GO): glucuronosyl-N-acetylgalactosaminyl-proteoglycan 4-beta-N-acetylgalactosaminyltransferase activity
Source: RefSeq, a predicted model, not a curated record